Toxotes jaculatrix (banded archerfish) is the source of this 1460-nucleotide messenger RNA. Its product is annotated as transcription factor 15. The transcript has 2 exons. The coding region runs from base 26 to 793 and encodes 255 amino acids. The record is from RefSeq and is a predicted model, not a curated record. Gene Ontology annotation, biological process: developmental process; regulation of transcription by RNA polymerase II. Gene Ontology annotation, molecular function: DNA-binding transcription factor activity, RNA polymerase II-specific; RNA polymerase II transcription regulatory region sequence-specific DNA binding; protein dimerization activity. NCBI's taxonomy places the organism in Eukaryota, Metazoa, Chordata, Actinopteri, Toxotidae.
GCAGCCGUCAUUCAUUACAAAUGGUAUGCCGAUCCGCCGGGGGCCGGACGCCGCAAACCCCCUCGGUCACCGGAUCGGCGGCAGCUGCUCGGCCCCCCGGUGCUAUUUUCACCCUCAGGAUAAAGUGAUGUGCAGCCGCCGCCCGCACGCACGGCCCCAGCAGCUCCAGUCAGACCAGAGCAGAGCCAGGAUGAAGUCCACAGGCAGCGAGUGCACCGCGCAUCCCGACGGCUUCACCUCCGACCUGGACGACCUGGACAGCAGCAGUGACAGCUCCGAUGGGAAGUCCACCGGCGGCUGCAGCCCACGCAGGGAACCGGGAGAGGGUGCAGGGAAGGGGACAACGGCCGGUGGUGGUUCUCGUGCCGGGGCCCCGAGACGGAGGAGAAGGCGGAGACGGAACAGCAGCGGAGGUGAAAGAGGAGGUGGAGAUCCGCGUCUGUCCGGUGUGAGCAAGCAAAGGCAGGCGGCCAACGCGCGGGAGCGGGACAGGACGCACAGCGUGAACACGGCAUUCACCGCGCUCCGCACGCUCAUUCCCACCGAGCCCGCCGACAGGAAGCUCUCCAAGAUAGAGACGCUGCGCCUGGCCUCCAGCUACAUCUCCCACCUGGCCAAUGUGCUGCUCUUGGGGGAGGACUGCAGGGACGGACAGCCCUGCCUCCGUUACCAGAGCAUCCUGCACGGCCCCGCCGCGCUCAGCGCGCCCUCCCUGCGGCCCAUCUGCACUUUCUGCCUCAGCAACCAGAGGAAGCAGCUCAGAGAUGGAGGAAAGCACUCAGCUGCUGUGUGAAGCAAAGCGGCUCCGGACAGACGAGGAGUCCACCUUGAUGUUGUUUACAUGUAGACAUGAGGCGUAAAACACACCUGUAGGACUUUGUACAUAUAUAAAUAUAUUUAUUCUUGGAUUAGAUUAGAAAACCAAAGACAGAACUAACACUGAAAAGCACUUUCUGUUCACAUACGUGUGCUUCUGAACCCGUGUUUUGGUUGAGCUGUAACCUGAGCCGAUGUGUAAAGUUGCACCUGACGGGAGACUAUUUCGGGCCUACGAAUAGUACAAACCCCCCCACCCCGUGUCCGACUCCUAAAAAAAGCCUUGUCGCCUUCAGUCACAUGAAGGAAACUGAAGAGCUGCUGCUGCAGCGGUUGCUGUCAGUUGAGUGGCGUUAACGCUGCCUUCAAGUGCUGUGAGAAAUAUCACAAUUAUGCAGAGGCACUUUAAAGGGGCAUUAACUGAUCCAUCUAUCAGAAGACAUCUCUGCACAUUAAAGCAUAACGACAUCUCAGGCAUCAGAAAAAUAACAUGCCACCUCUGCAGAGGCUGCUAAUGUUUGCAAUGACGUCCUACACAAAGCACAGAUUUCUAUACCUGCACCAAGGGAUCGCACUAUGGAGCCUCAUCUGACACUUUUCAUCCACUUUGGAAAAAAUAAUCACAUCCUGCAAAGAACAAAGAC